UUGACUGUUGAAGGCGUUUUACGAUGUUUAACCAGAAGAAUGGCAGAAGGGAGCAAUUUUCAAUCGUUAAAAGAUGGUUCUGAUGCAGAUUUUGAAUUCACGUGUACACCUUGCAGCAAAGACAAUAUUCGAGAAGAGGCUGACAAGUAUUGCCCUGAGUGUCAAGAAUAUCUGUGUAGGACAUGUACACGAUACCAUAGUCGACUCAAGGCUUCACAGCAACAUAAACUGCUGGAUAAAAAUGACGUCAAUCGAGGCUUACAUAUAGCAAGGACUAAAUGCCAGUACCAUGCUGACCGAGACAUUGAAAUGUACUGCAAAACACAUGAUAUGGUUUAUUGUACGAUGUGCAUUGCAACAGAACAUAGGUCUUGUGAUGGAGUAAACAAGAUUGAAGAUGUGUCCAAACAAAGCGUUACCCAAACGGAGAUUCAAGCCCUAUUAGAUGAGACAAAGAAUGUACAUGACACUGUAAAAUCCCUGACAGUAAAACAGAAACAGAAUUUAACCGUAAUAGAUAAACAGAAAGAAGUUAUUGAAGAAAAACUAGAUGAUACAGAGACAAAACUUAUAGAACAUAUUAGAAAAUUAAAAAGAGAGACAGCAAAAUGUUUGAAUGAUAAAUAUUCUACACUGAAGGAGGAACUCGUUUCUUCUCACAGUAUAUCAGGUCGAACAGAUAAAGUGUUGAAGCAAACUACGGAGCAACUGCAAUUGAUUGAUAGUCUGAAUAUAGAGCAACAAUUUGUCAGGAUGAAGUUGAUGAAAAAGAUUGUCAAAGAUGCAAAAACUUUAAUUACAAAAGGUGCGACAGAAGGUACAACAUUUAUCGAGUUUACUGUAAAUAGAGAGCUGACGGACGUCAAUAAAAAAAUAAAAUCUUUAGGUGAUGUAACAACCGGAAUUGUGGAUGAGCAGAUUGUGAAACAGAGGCAAUACAAAAUAAAGUCAACGAAAGAGGUCAAUGUGAAGCUGAGUAAUGACAAUAUGGAAUGUUACAUAUCUGAUAUCUGCAGACUUCCUGAUGGUAAGAUACUUCUGACUGAUUGUAACAAUAACAAAGUGAAAAGACUCAACAUUAAUAAUAGUGUAGAAAACAUAUAUGAUUUUUAUGCUUGUCCUUCAGGUAUAUGUUGUGUCAGUAACAGUGAAGUGGCUGUGAAAUUAGACAACAAUAAAAUACAACUCUUUUCUGUUGGCCCACCUCUGUCCAAAGGAAGGACUAUAGAUAUAGAAAACGGUAAUCAGUUUGGAUUAACAAUGUGUUGUGGUGAUCUAUGGUCAUCAGCCUCAAAUGGUGUUAACGUAUACAGUACAUCAUCAAAGCUUGUUAAAUCUAUCGUCAACGAUCAAAACGGGAAGUCUAUAUUUAAAUCCAAUGUUCAGCAGAUGUCAGUCACUUCUGAUACAGUGAUCGUGACAGAUUGCUCUGAUGGAGCUGUUUGUCUUAACAAGAAUGGUGUGGUCAUUAGAGAGCUGAGAGACAGUAGAUUGAAGUGUACCGUAGGUGUAUGUGUAGCUGAUGAUGGAACGGUAUUCAUAUGUGGAUAUCAAUCUAACAACAUCGUUAUGUUCGACAGUGAUGGUAAUUGUCUCGGAGAACUGAUUGGGAAAGACUCUGGCUUGAAAAAACCAGUCAAUAUGUGCUUUGACGGGACAAAAAAAAGGUUAAUUGUUGGAUUUUACAUCAAAGACACCCUAUUUGUAAUUGAAUUUGCUUAAGAUAGAUCGCAAAACUUUCAACUUCUAACCGGUAAAUUCCUUAAAAUAAGUUUAUGCUGAAUUGUGAUGUUUUACAAUUUUCAGAAAUAAAUCUAAUGUAUUUAUUGGCUAUAGAUGCGAAAUAACUAUCAAUAUUGUUUAGUACUUGGUUUAUAUUGAUGUUUUCAAUCAACUGAAAAACUCGUGUCAUAAAAUCAAUAUGUGAAUUAUAUAAAAUGUUAUUUGCAUGCGACAUUGUUUUAGUCUUUCGACGCACAUGCGUUAGUCCUAAAUGCUGUUUAGAAAAUAGAAACAAUAAUUAAAAAUAUAUUUUAAAUUUUUGUAGAACAAUCUUUGUAACACAAUUAUAUCAUUCUUCUAUAAACAAGAUAUAAUGCCUGUCAGUUAUACAUAAUAUAAUAUAAAAUCUUGCUAAAAUUGUGUCAUUUGUUGCAAUUAAAUUAAAAAUUAGAACUCUGUAAGGGAUAGAUUUUGAGAAAUAUUAGAAGAUGAUGCAAAUGAACUUUUAUUAUUCUUAAACGUUUCAGGCUUUAAAUGAACAUAUUACAUGUAUCAAAUUUCACAUGUGCAUAUUCGGAUUUUUGUUGAUGAAUGUUAGUAAAAUGUAAUAAUCAUGAUGUUAAGAUACAUUAUUAUGUUAAUCUGUUCAAAAUGUCGGACCAUUACUUUUAUUUUCGUUUAUAUUCACAAAAGGAAUACAACAAUUUAUACAUGCUGUAAAGUUCACAAAUGUUACUUACAUGCUAUAAACUAAGUUGCCAAUUUUUAAAUUCCAAGAAAAAUACUUGUACCUACUCGUAAGAAUCCGACAAGAAUAAGACUUUAGUGAAAUCAUACUAUUUUGAAUUUUACAAAUGACAUAAUUACAAUUAACGUAUGAACUAUGAAAAGUAGGGCAUACCUAUGUAUUAUGUAUAAAUGGUUAUAUGCUGAUUGAAGUGGUAUAUAGGAGUUACUCCUUAAUUACUUUUGUUUUCAUUAUUUCCUUGAUAAAGAAUCGUUAUGUAUAUGAUCGUUUUACUGCCCAAACAAACUGUGAACUUUCUUCAAAUAAAAGAAAUCAUAAAAAAGAGCCGUGAUUGAGAAUCAACGCAGAUCAUCACUAAACUAGCAACAGAGAUAUCCACUGUGUCGUUGAGGCAUUUGAAUUUCACGAAUUUGAAAAAUGACAUAAAGGUGUAUUAUACACGCCUAAUUUAAAUUCCUUCUUCAUUUCAAGUUACGAAUAAAAAUAAAUCUCUUUAUUAUAUAAUCUAUAAAUAGCUUUGAAAUGCCUUUCCCUGAUUGGCUAACAAGCAACUUUUUGUAAAAAAUAACAGGUCAAUAUCAGAGUAUAUUCACCUGUUUUUUCCUAAAAAUAGAUUUUCUGGAAAUCCCUAAAAGACGCGAUACUUUGACGUGACGUCACGCCAAGUUUGUUGUUAUUAUUCUGAAAAAACGUUGAGUUGGGUGUACAUAAGAGUCAAGUUACCGUUUUUCAUUUUUAAGAAAAAUAGGGAUUAGCAUGCCAAUGGAAAGGGCCAAAUUAUGGAAACAGUAGACAAGCUGAAAAAUAAUGAUUUCCGUCGUAUGCAAUGGCAGAUGUGAUAAGCCAUAUAAAAGCUAUUUAUAGAUUAUAUAAUAAAACAGAUAUGUACAUUUUAGCUGUUGAAUAUGAUGUGAUAUGUACUGAAAAAAUUAAUAUUGACCGAGGCGAUGAUGUGAUAUGUACUGAAAAAUUAAUAUUGACCUCGGCUAUCGCCUCGGUCAAUAUUAAUUUUUUUCAGUACAUAUAUAUCACAUAUCAUAUUCAACAGCUAAAAAGUCCAUAUUUGUAUAAUAUAUCAUAUCUGUUUACAUUGUUUUUGUAUAGUGAAAUAUUUUAAGCUUCAAUCCAUAUUAAUAUGUCGAAACAUUUUUUAAACAAAAUAGAUAGUUAAAACAAGCGGAUUUCUCUAAUAUACAUGUAUAUGGCAAUAUGAAUUGUACUUCGGAACAGCAUUUGAGUGACCUUCGAAUUUAACUAGAACGGCGGUUAAGAUGAAAACAAACAAGACAUUAAUCGCUCACCUAAAUGCCAUUGUUAGAAAAAGUUAUAAUUUCUUUGAUGUAGAAACAGGUGAAAAGUUCACAUUCAAGGUCACCGAUACUUACAUACAAAGUGUACAAGCAGUUUAAAUUUGAAGAUUGAAACUUCAGACAAAUAGGCACUUAUAGAACUGAAAGAGUUUCACUAAGCAAUGCAUUUGUCCAAUAUCAAAAGUCUUUGUCUUGUGUAUUCUAAGGAGAACAUGUAUCUUUUAAGUAUAACAAUUUAGUAAUGCACAAUGUGCAAUAUAAUUCUUUUUACUCCAGGGGCAUGAUUUAUUCAUUUUUGUAGAGGUCCACUAGACAAAGUUACAUGUUUAAUUUGGAAAUAAAGUUAACAUUCUAACCAUUUAAAGGAACAAUUUUUCUGCGUCUGAAAAUAAAACAACAACAAAAAAACAACAACAAUAACUGACUUUAUUUCCAAAUGAAUUGACAAAAUGGUAUGACAUUUUAUGUAUGUAAUUAAAACUGAUGUUUUGCUGGUGAAAUAAAUUCUAUAUACUG
Messenger RNA from Ruditapes philippinarum (Manila clam), 4296 nucleotides. RefSeq lists its product as uncharacterized. NCBI's taxonomy places the organism in Eukaryota, Metazoa, Mollusca, Bivalvia, Venerida, Veneridae. Gene Ontology annotation, molecular function: zinc ion binding; ubiquitin-protein transferase activity. Gene Ontology annotation, cellular component: chromatin; nucleoplasm. Gene Ontology annotation, biological process: positive regulation of DNA-templated transcription. The transcript is spliced from 3 exons. The coding region runs from base 40 to 1722 and encodes 560 amino acids. The record is from RefSeq and is a predicted model, not a curated record.